This is a messenger RNA of Staurois parvus, 1298 nucleotides long. The record is from the annotation of a GenBank genome assembly. NCBI's taxonomy places the organism in Eukaryota, Metazoa, Chordata, Amphibia, Anura, Ranidae.
GGUAUGGCGGCGGAGCAGGAGGCGGCGGGGAGGGAGCUGCUGGCGGCUGUGUUGCGGGACCUGGCUGCUCCGGAGGGACACCCGAGGCCACAGAACCGGAAGCUGAGCCGUGAGGAGGCGGAGGGCGAGCUGUGCGAGGCAGUGCUGCGGCUGGUGGGAGGAAGAGGUGGUCCCUCGUGGCUUAUUGCCAGCCUAACCAGGGCUGCUGUUGACCAGACGCUGCAGAAUGACCUGGCCUCAUUUGAAGAAAAGAAAGGGGAUGUGGUGGAGGGAUCACAAGGUGAUGGCGAAACUGAAAAAUUUUCUCAGCUCAGAUGCCUUAUUCCAGCGUUGCCUUACCUGUGUCAAAGAUAUCAGCAGUCAAUGGCAAAAGCAGCUGCCUUCUCCACCUACUUCUGAAUGUAUGUUACACGUGUCUGUCCAUGCAAUCCGGAAUACACGGAGGAAAAUGGAGGAUCGGCAUGUGAUGCUUUUGGAUUUUAAUCAGCUUUUUGGAAUUACGGAUGGUGUUGCACGAUCAUACUUUGCUGUUUUCGAUGGACAUGGUGGAAUAGAUGCUGCUAAUUAUGCUGCCACUCAUGUCCAUGUUUUCUCUGGCUCGUCAUGAAGCGUUGGUGUCUGACCCAGCCAAAGCCCUAAAAGAAGCAUUUCAGCGUACAGAUGCCAUGUUCCUCAGGAAAGCAAAGAGAGAGAGACUACGCAGUGGUACCACUGGUGUGUGCGCCCUGUUGGAAGGUGAGCGCCUGCAUGUGGCAUGGCUGGGAGAUUCCCAAGCACUCCUUGUACAGCAGGGAAGUCCAGUCAUUCUCAUGGAGCCCCACAAGCCAGAGCGAGAGGAUGAACGCGAAAGAAUAGAAGCUCUUGGUGGCUGUGUUACUUAUAUGGGGUGCUGGCGGGUCAAUGGUACCCUUGCUGUAUCCAGAGCUAUUGGUGAUAUUGACCAAAAGCCGUACGUUUCUGGAGAAGGCGAUGUUACCACUCACAUUUUCAGUGGCACUGAAGACUUUCUGGUUUUGGCGUGUGAUGGAUUUUACGAUGCUGUGACAUCUUCUGAGGUACCCAGCCUUGUUCUAGGCCACCUUCAGGAGAAUGAUGGAGAUGGACAACAUGUUGCUGAGAGGCUGGUGUCUGCAGCAAAAGAGGGUGGCUCUAGUGACAACAUCACAGUGAUGGUGGUCUUCUUGCAAGAUCCAGCUAAAGUCUUGGAAGAUUUUCUAGCCCAUGCAAGUGUGGAGGCAGAACCAUUGUUUGAUUUUGGAGGUGGUGGGGCAGAGGCUGGAUCAGACCAUGCAGGUUGA